This is a messenger RNA of Rosa rugosa (rugosa rose), 4352 nucleotides long. RefSeq names its product TMV resistance protein N-like. The record is from RefSeq and is a predicted model, not a curated record. Lineage: Eukaryota; Viridiplantae; Streptophyta; Magnoliopsida; Rosales; Rosaceae. Gene Ontology annotation, biological process: defense response; signal transduction. The transcript is spliced from 5 exons. Gene Ontology annotation, molecular function: protein binding; ADP binding. Bases 837 to 4223 code for a protein of 1128 amino acids.
UCAUUCGGUUUUGCUAAUCACAUGUCCAAAUUACUAUGCUUUUUGUAUCUGAUUUUGUUCUGAAUGUUAUGUAUCUCUGAUUUCUGGUAACAUUAGUCAAAGUCAGUGUUUCUCAGGCAAAACAUCCUGCACAUUGAAGAGUUCCCCCUUUAUUCUUAUAUGCAUACUGAGCUGGAUUUAAUUUUCUCCAUUAUUUAAACAGAGUAAAAAAAGGAGAAGAAAUAUAUAGCUAAACCACCAUGUAGGGAAGUCUAAAUUUAGCAAUUUAUUGAUGCUCGUAGUUCUCUGAGGUUAUGAGUAUUGGAAAAUUCUGCUCUACAGCACUGGAACAAAUCCCUAUUUGUUUAACUCAUUUGAAACCCGUGGUCAAUUUUUCCAACAACUCUUCACUAAAAAAAAGUAUAGUGUCUAUUUAAAAUUAGAGGAACCCCACUGGAACCUACCUGCGACAGUUCGACCGAAAGAAGAAGCAUCGAUCAUCGGUCUAUUCCUGCUAAAGUCUUCCAUAUGAUAUGAUAGAUCUAUUUCUCUCUCAAAAGUCAAGUUUCUCACCACUUUGCUUCUAUUCAUUCUUGAUCUUUUUUUUGUUAAUGGAACGAAUGAAAUGAACAUUGAUUGAUCGAAAACUGCUAUAUUUGAAGUCGAUCCGAUCCCAACUUCAAGUUCCCACCGAACCAGUGGGGAAGAGAAACCAUGAAACACAAGUACACGUUUUCCAUGAUAGUUAAUUCCAAGCCUUGAAAUAGCUAGUGUUGAAAGCUUCUGGGGUUACUCGUAUAUACAGUCCUUGGACACUUACUCUUCUAUGAGUAGGAAAUUAGGUUUCAUCGGAAAUUAUGAGCAUACAAAGAACCUCUACAUCUUUCCCCCCUUCACCUCCUCAGUGGAAAUAUGAUGUCUUUUUGAGUUUUAGAGGCGAGGAUACUCGAAAGGCUUUUACAGACCACUUAUACGCUGCAUUGGAACAUCAAGGAAUCAUAACUUUCAGGGAUGACCCUGAACUUCAAAAAGGUAAAGCUAUUUCUCCGGAACUUUUUGCUGCAAUUGAAGAAUCAAGAUUUUCUCUCAUUGUUCUGUCACAAAAUUAUGCAUCGUCAACAUGGUGCUUGGAUGAGCUUGUAAGAAUUCUUGAAUGCAUGAAAGCAAGAGAAAGUGUGUUGCCAAUUUUCUAUGAUGUUGAUCCCUCUGAUGUACGAAAGCAAACAGGAUGUUUUAGAGAAGCCUUCAUUAAUCAUGAAGAAAGGUUUAGGGAUGAUAAAGAGAAAGUGCGAAGGUGGAGAUAUGCUUUAACUGAAGUGGCAACUUUCUCCGGGUGGAAUUCAAAGGAAUGGUAUGAAUCAAAGCUCAUUAGAGAUAUUGUUGAGGUUAUAUGGACAAAAUUGCAACCUACAUCAUUCAGCUAUGCAGAAAAUCUAGUUGGAAUUUACUCAAGAUUGCAGCCAGUCAAUUUGCUUUUAGGUGUAGGGGUGGAUGAUGUCCGCUUCAUUGGGAUAUGGGGAAUGGGUGGGAUUGGUAAGACAACUAUUGUAAGAGCGGUGUAUGAGAGAAUCUCUCGUGAAUUUGAAUUUAGUUUCCCUCUUAUGGAUGUUAGAAGCUCCGUUGAAAAAAGUGAUCUACUUAAUUUACAAAAGCAGCUUCUCUCUGGGAUCUUGACAAAACAGGCCAACAUAUCAGACCUUCAUGAAGGAGCCACCAUUAUAAGGAGGUUGUUAGGUCAAAAAAAAGUUCUUCUCAUUCUUGAUAAUGUGAACCAUUCAAGCCAUUUAAAAUAUUUGGCAGGAAACCAAGAGUGGUUUGGUUCAGGGAGUAGAGUUCUUAUCACAACUAGAAAUGAGCAUUUGUUGAUUGAACAUGGAGUGGAGAGAAGAUUGAAGGUCGAAGAAUUAAAUCAUGAUGAUUCUCUUCAGCUUUUUAGCUGGAAAGCAUUCAAAAGAGUUUACCCUGAAGAAGAUUUUCUUGAUUUGUCAGAAUAUGUUAUAGAUUAUGCCAAAGGUCUUCCUUUAGCUCUUGAAGUACUGGGUUCUUUUUUGUAUGGAAGAGACCUAAGUGAAUGGAAUAGUGCAUUGACAAAACUGGGAAGAGUUUGUAACUUGGAAAUUUUUGACAUACUUAAAGUAAGUUAUGAUGGUCUGGAUGAUGAGGAGAAGAAAAUAUUCCUAGACAUUGCAUGCUUCUUUUGCGGAGAGGACAAAGAUCGAGUAACAGAAGUACUGAUGAGUUGCGAUGUUUCUGCAAUUAUUGGAUUAAAAGUUCUUACCGAAAGAUCUCUCUUGACUGUUUCGCAUGGAAGACUAUGGAUGCACGAUUUGCUCCAAGAAAUGGGUAGGGAAAUUGUACGCCGGGAAUCUACUGAUGAGCCAGGCAAGCGCAGUAGGUUAUGGCUUCCUGAAGACAUCAAACAUGUCUUGACCAAAAAUAAUGGAACUGAAGCAAUAGAAGGCAUAUUUGUGGACUUAACCGAGUCAGAAGUAAAGGUGGACGUGAAUCGAAAAUCAUUUUCAAUGAUGAACAAAUUGAGAUACCUGAAGAUUAAUAAUGGGAAUCUACCUAAGGGGCUUGAAUCUCUUCCCAAUAGUUUACGGCUUCUUGAUUGGACGAGGUAUCCGUUAAAAUCUCUGCCAUCACAUUUCGACCCUCAAAAGCUGCUCGAACUUAGUUUGUGUCAUAGCUGUAUUAAACAUGUUCGGAUAGGAACUGAGCCUUUAUACAAUUUGCAAACCAUUAAUCUGAGUCACUCUCUGAAUCUUGUCAGCACCCCAAAAUUUAAAGGCAUGCCAUAUCUCGAGUUCAUAGUUCUUGAAGGUUGUAUAAGAUUGUAUAAGGUUGAUCCAGGAAUUGAAGUGCUUGAAAGACUUAUUGUGCUGAACUUGAAAGAUUGUAAGAAUCUUGUGCGUCUUCCAAGCAGUGUAAGUGGCUUAAAAUCUCUCGAAGAUCUCAAUCUUUCUGGUUGCUCAAAGCUUGAAAAAUUGCCAGAUGAGUUGGGUCAUGUUGCUUGUUUGGAGACACUUGAUGUGAGUGGAUCUGGCAUAAGAGAAGUGCCCUCCUCAAUUGGUCUUUUGAAAAACUUGAAAGAAUUAUCCCUUCAUGGAUGUAAAGCACAGUCACCUAAAUCCUGGAAUAUGGUGUUCAACCCUUUUCAGUUAUUGCAAAAAAGAAGUCACAUUCGCGCAGGAUUGUCGUUGCAUUGUUUAUCUGGUUUGCAUUCAUUAACCAAACUGGAUUUAAGUGACUGCAAUCUUUCUGAAGAAGCAAUGCCGAGUGAUUUUGGAUGCUUGUCUUCAUUGAGAGAAUUAAAUCUCAGCAGAAAUCAAUUUGUUAGACUACCUGGGAGCAUCGGCCAACUCUCUGGACUUGAAACUCUUCUCUUGAAUCAGUGCCGUAAGCUCAGGAUAUUACCAGAGCUUCCAUCUUAUGUAUGGGUAGACGCUAGCAACUGCAUUUCAUUAGAUACAUUGGCCAAUCAAAAUGGACAAUACAAUUCGAUGCUAGAAGGAACAUUUGUUAAUUGUUUCAAAAUGGUGGAGAAUGAAAGCUGUGGGAGUAUAGCACUUUCAUUGCUAACACGCUAUCUGAAGUUUCAACAUUGGGGUUCGUCCGUACAUUCUACCCGUAAUUUUAGCUUUAUUGGUCCUGGAAAUGAAAUACCAGAGUGGUACAAUCACCAAAGUGUGGGGUCUUCAGUAACUGUAGAGCUGCAUCCAGGUUGGUUUAGUAACAAGUGGACGGGAUUCGCCUUCUGUGUCGUUUUUAGACUUCUCAACCCACUCCCGCCUUUGGUUAAGAUGUCCAUUAUGUGCUCAUGGACGGCCAAUGGACAAUCCUUGAGCAGCUUUGGUCUAGGGUUUGGUGAAGAGUGGGGUCUGCCUGUGUUGGAUCACACUUGGUUCACCUUUUUGCCCCGUGUUGGAUUCUUUGAAGAGUGGCAGGAUAUCUACUAUCAGCUUCUAAUCUCAUUUCAUUUCUGCCACGUGGAUGCCGCAAUAAUAAAUGAGGAAAUUCUGCAAGUGAAGAACUGUGGGGUCCGUAUGGUAUACGAGGAAGAUGUGGAGGAGCUUUGGCAAACAUUAAUGAAGCAAAACAAUACCAGACCAGGCCUUCAACACUAUGAUAAUGAUGAUGAUGAUGCAGCAUCUAGUAGUGCAAAUCGGGCUCAUCCAAAUAGAUUUAAACAACUCCACCUUGAGGGGGCAGGACCUAGUGUAAGCCCUUACAUUCAUGACUAGAAACAUGGUUAAUGCAUUUUUUUUUUUUGUGUGUGAAAAGAAUUCUUGCUUUCGUAUGAACACAUGCAUUACUUUUCAUUUGGUUAAUUAUGCCUGCCGGUGUGAUUGAUCCUUUGCUCGAUGAAGCAG